Thrips palmi is the source of this 1854-nucleotide messenger RNA. RefSeq names its product differentially expressed in FDCP 8 homolog (gene DEF8). The record is from RefSeq and is a predicted model, not a curated record. The transcript is spliced from 8 exons. Bases 13 to 1626 code for a protein of 537 amino acids. Lineage: Eukaryota; Metazoa; Arthropoda; Insecta; Thysanoptera; Thripidae.
UUCAUUUUGGCUAUGGGCUUCUUUGUUUACCUCAAACCAGUGGUUUCGUGUUUGCCCGAGCUGCCGCUGGCAGCAGCACUGUGCACUUGUGUGAAGGCUCGAGUUCGAGCAGAAGACCCACUUGUUAAGUGUCUGUCAGACAAAAAUAUGGAAGCAUCGGAAAACAGAUCAGAUCAGGAUGAUGGGGAGAAUGGACAGGCUGUCCCGGCAGUUCCAAGUCCAGCGUCCUCCAUCUCCGGUUCAGGUGCUCUAUCUGAUGACUCAUCUGAAAGAACUAUACCGUACCCGUUCUUAGAUUUUGCUGAAGACUCAUUUAUUCAGGCUGCACUGAAUUUGACAACUGUUGAAGAACUUUCAGAAGCUGUGAAAAAAUGUGAAAAGAAGGUGCUAGACACCAGAGAAUAUUCAGAGGAACGAAAAUGGCUUGUACGUUACUUGAUUGAACUGCGACUAAGGCUGCAAGAAGCACAUGAAGCUGUUGCAGAGCAUAGACAACUGCAACCUAUUGGAACCCCUGACCAUUCUCCAACAAUGUCUUUGGAGAAUUGCAAUGAAGGUACUGGACGAAGAGCGAGAGACAAAAGGAUCAUCCUAGGACAUCACUUCACUCUGCAGGCUCCAGCUCGCAGUAUCUAUAAGUGUGACAGAUGUUGCGCAAAUAUCUGGGGUGUGUUGCACCUUUGGUAUGAAUGUAAUGAUUGUCAAUACAAAUGUCAUAUGAAAUGUCUCGGCAAGAUUCGAAGACAAUGUGCCCUUGUAAGGGUAUCUGAAACUCCAUUUUAUUUAAAUGACAUUUGCCCGGAAGUGGGACUGGCUGCUCAAGGUUACUGUUGUCACGAAUGCAAGACCCGCAUUUCUAACACUUUCCCUCAAGGAAUUUACAAUUAUUUUGGUUGGCCAUUCUCAUCAGAAAGAGGCUGGCGCGAACAUCGGUUGUGUGACUAUGAUGGACGUUACUAUUGCACCAAAUGUCAUUGGGAUGCGUUGGCUGUAAUACCAGCAAGAGUUGUCCAUAACUGGGAUUUUACUGAGAGAAGAGUUUGCUGUAACUGUUACAGUUUUUUGCGUCUAAUGGUCAAAAGACCUGUUUUAAACCUAGACCAACUCAACUCUCAACUGUAUCAAUUUGUUGUUGAUCUCGCUUCCUUAAAAAAACUAAGAUCACAGUUCUUACUCAUCAAGCAAUACUUGUCCACAUGCCGUUCAAGUAUGAAAGAAAAAAACAAGAAAAAAAUGAUUUGGUCGUUAAGUGCCCACUUGAUAGAAAAUCCCACAGGACUAUUCAGUUUACAAGAUCUUAUUGAUCUUCACAAAAGUACAAUUUUACCUGUUUUACAAGAGGCUGCUCAGCUGUCCACUUGGCACAUAAGAAAUUGUUCUGUGUGUCAGAAAAAGGGAUACUAUUGUGAACUUUGCCCACCACGCAAGAAAGAAGAUGGGGAUCGUCCUAAACAACAAUUUGAUGAAGACAUUCUUUUUCCCUUUGAUGAUGCAAUAUCUGUGUUUGUUUGUGACAAGUGCUCUGCUGUUUUCCAUCGUGAAUGUUGGAUGAAGAAAGUCAUGAGCUCGUGCCCACGCUGUAACAGAAGAAAGGAGCGGAGUUUGCUUCAGGAACCAGGACAGUGAUAAUUCCUUGGAAUCUGGCUGAAUACCGCACAACUGUUAAUAGGAAGCUUAAGGACUUAAUUUAUCAAAUAAUAAUGUAUAAUUUAUUAAAUUUUGUAUGGAUAUUUAUGAUACGGCUGCUUGAGGCAUAAUGUUGACUGUGCUCAAACAUUUGAACACUGGUUUAUCUUUUGAUUAGUUUUGUUGUCAGUUUAUAUCUAUUUUAAUAAAAUAUGUUACCUAAUUUAA